GAUGGGCACACAGACCCGCCUCUCAAGAAGGCAAAGAAGGCCAAGGACCAGAAGGAGCAGAGGGGCCGGGGCGGUGACAGUGGUGGCAAGGUGGAGGUCAAGAAGAUGCCAUGGACGCCGAAUCCACCCCCAGAACCUGUGCGGCCGCCUGGAUCGACCGGAGUCGUUUUGCCGAAUCCACCCCCAGAACCUGUGCGGCCGCCUGGAGCUGUCGGAGUCGUUGUGCCACCACCUCCACGACCGCGCGCUGGUCCUGCGCAAGGUGCAGGCGACGUUCGCCCCAAGGCAAUGCCGAAGCGGAGGGUGGAGGUUGACCCCGAGGAGGCGAACAAAGGAGUGGGCAAGGGCACGGCGAAGGAAGAGAGCGACACGGAGUGA
Symbiodinium natans is the source of this 378-nucleotide messenger RNA. Lineage: Eukaryota; Dinophyceae; Suessiales; Symbiodiniaceae. The record is from the annotation of a GenBank genome assembly.